This is a messenger RNA of Brienomyrus brachyistius, 980 nucleotides long. It is a transcript of the gene ropn1l, whose product is annotated as rhophilin associated tail protein 1-like. The record is from RefSeq and is a predicted model, not a curated record. The transcript has 6 exons. NCBI's taxonomy places the organism in Eukaryota, Metazoa, Chordata, Actinopteri, Osteoglossiformes, Mormyridae. The coding region runs from base 140 to 787 and encodes 215 amino acids.
GUCGCCAAACACCUUGUUGCUAGGAUACCGCACGCAGCACUAGGUUUCGUUAAAGUACACGCGAUACCUUAACAAAAGCUGAGUUAUCCGAGACGGUUACGUUUAUUUGAAUUCCUCAGGAUAUCUCAUUUCAGAAGCCAUGCCUCCACCAGAAACGAUGUAUUGUGCCCAGCAGAUCAACAUCCCGCCUGAGCUGCCAGAUAUCCUCAAACAGUUCACCAAAGCCGCCAUCCGAACACAGCCCCCCGACGUACUCCAGUGGGCGGCGGCGUAUUUCUCUGCACUUUCGAAGGGGGAGACUCUGCCUGUAAAAGAUAGACUUGAGAUGCCCGUAGCCACACAGAAGACCGAUACUGGACUCACCCCCGGUCUUCUGAAGAUUCUACACAAACAGCUCGGAUACAAAGAGACAGUCACGGAGAAUGAGGUGCGGCAGAGGUGGAGGGAUCUGUGCCUGCCGAGGGAACAGCUGGAUUCACUGCUGGAGCUCGGGGGCUUCACUCCUCACAUCAGCUGGAUGCGUUUACUGGCCCUCUGCUGCAGCGCUCUGGGCGGGACCAUCAUCAGUGCGCUGAAACACGCCUGCGAGAUCCUCACCGAGGACCCAGAGGGAGGUCCUGCCCGCAUUCCCUUUGAUACCUUUGCAGAUCUCUACGCCUACCUGGCCCAGCUGGAUGGCGAUAUCCCCCGGGACCAGAUCGACAGCUUUCUGCACAGCCUGCAGGAUCACGCGAAACGUCAGGGAGGGAUGGUGCAACCAACAAACUUCACUGGUCCUCAAAGCUGAGAAAACAAAGCCAACAACAAAGGUUACGUCACCAAGUCUUAAUUUCAUUUGUCCAUUUGGACACAUAAGACUAACAACAGUGACAUCUGAACUGUGCUGCUCUGGUUGGAACAGGCUGUAAGGUUUUUGCUCAGAUUUAUGUACUGUAUAUUCAUCUUUGAUUUGCAUUUUGAAAUAAAAAUAUUUAAUAAUC